AGCCAUCACAAAAGGUUGAUGUCAUUAUUUUUCCUUGUCAAUGGCCUGAAAAAAUACUAUGUAUUAAGUUCCCUUUCUAUGAUGAAUUAAAGUUAUUAAAAUAGAGUGAAUUCCUGAUUGCGAAGCAUUCAUGGAAUAUCGGACAAUCGUUUAUAACGCAGCAAAAGACGGAAAAUUAGGCCGUCUACGUGUCUUUUUAGACCAACGUUCAAGAGAUGAAGUAUCAAUGCUUAUUCACGCUAAAACAAAUGGUGCUACUCCUCUUAUCAUGGCAGGACGAAACGGACAUGUAGAUGUUGUUAAAUACCUUGUUGAACAAUGUAAAGCUGAAAUCGAACAAGUCGGUUCUGUGACAUUUGAUGGUGAAACCAUAGAAGGUGCCCCACCUCUUUGGUGCGCAGCUGCAGCUGGGCAUUUACAUGUUGUGAAAUAUCUAGUUGAACAUGGGGCUAAUGUUAAUAAAACAACUUUCACUAACUCAACUCCUCUCAGAGCUGCUUGCUUUGAUGGGCAUUUUCUCAUAGUUAAAUACCUUGUUGAACAAAAAGCUGACAUCGAAAUAGCCAACAGACAUGGCCACACAUGUUUAAUGAUAUCCUGCUACAAAAAGCACAUACAGAUCGUUGAAUACCUCCUGAAAUUAAAGGCUCAAGUGAAUAGGAAAAGUAUUAAAGGUAAUACAGCUCUUCAUGACUGUGCAGAGUCUGGUAGCUUAGAAAUAAUGAAGCUUCUCUUGAAACAUGGGGCUGUGAUGGUGAAGGAUCAUUACAACAUGACCCCUUUGAUGGCUGCAGCUGUGGCAGGAUAUCACCAGAUCGUUGAGUACCUCAUCUGCAGGCCAGAGUGUUCACGCAUUGAGAAGAUUGAAGCAUUAGAACUUCUCGGGGCAACAUACAUUGACAGAAAACGUGACAACAUAGCUGCUCUAGAAGUGUGGCAAAGAGCUAUGAAACUUCGAUUUGAAGACGGGACUAAAAUUUAUCCAAAACCAGCAAAUAUAAAACCAGUUGAAGCAUACGAGUAUGCUGUAGAAGCUAAUUCGAGCAUGAUGCUGGAUGAACUGGUAUCAGACCCGGAUGAGAUGAGAAUGCAAGCUUUGCUGGUCAGGGAAAGAAUUCUUGGACCCAAACAUCCUGACACUUCGUAUUAUAUUCGCUAUCGUGGAGCACUGUACGCUGAUAUGGGAAAUUUCGAUAGGUGUAUCUCAUUAUGGAUGUACGCCCUUGAGAUGCAGCAGAAUGCCCUCGAGCCUGUUAGUCCUAUGACGCAGUCUAGCUUUUUGUCUUUCGCAGAAUUGUUUUCUUUCAUGACUUCCGAGUGGCGUGAGAGAGAUUUAUUUUCUUGUUUAAAGUUUGAGAAUCUCAUGGCAGUCCUGCAGAGGGCAGUGGAAGAGGUCCAGAGAGCCAUCGCAUUCAGCAAAACACAGAAAACAACUGCUGGGGAGGCAGAGAACCGUAGUCUGUCCAACCUGAAAAGACUAAUGGUGAUAGUUUUACAUUUACUGUGUCUUAUGACCAAGCUAGAACUUAUGUUGUCUGUGGAUGACAAACUCAGCUUUAGAAAAAUUGUCUAUCGGCUCGUGAGAAUGGCACCUCUUGGACUAAAAAAGAGUACCCUACUUCACCUUGCUUGUUCCAGAGAAACGACAGACGUGGGCAGGUAUCCAAUUUGCAAGUUUCCUAGUUUGGAUGUGGUUAACCUGUUGAUCGAGGUUGGAGCUGACCCAAACGCAGUUGAUCAAGAUGGUAACUCUCCUCUUCAUGUUGCUGCUAAAGAUGUUCCAUCUGAUCGGCAGGUUCUCAGGGUAUUGAUAGAAAGUGGUAGUCAUAUAGAUGCAUGCAAUAACAAAGGGGAGACAGUGGCUGAUUUGUUACACAAUGUACCCUUACAUAGCAUUGUCCCACCUCUCAAAUACACUACUCUCCAGUGUCUAGCCAGUAGAGAAAUUGCCAAAAAUAGAAUCCCAUACAAGGGUAUAGUUGGCUUAGAAUUAGAAAAGACAGUUGAAUUACACCAAUGCAAAUUUGACAUCAUCAAGGCUAAAAUGGAUGAAAGCUCAUGGCCGAGAGAGCAUGAAAAGUGAUAUUUAAUUGUGUACACUAAUUACCCUACUUAAUUCGACCUCAUAUUUAAAACUAACAAAUUGUUUCCUGCAACUGUGGUAUAAAAGUCAAAUUAAUCUUUGUUUUGUUAAAACUUUGUAUUUUAAAAGAUAGUGAAAAUGUGUUUAGAUUUGUAUUAGGCUAGGUUAGAUUAAUGUAAUAGAAGUCGCCAACUUAAGACUAAUGUUUAUGUCUGGCUUUUUCGCGAUCAGAUUUAGUAGUCUUAAUAUUAUUUAGUUCUUUUAUCAAACGUAGGCAUUAACAUUAAGUAAUAUUAAAAGCCAAUUUGCCUGUGCAAAAGAUUGAUAUACUCCAUUCCUCCAAGGGUAAGUGGAACUUGUGCAGCCUUGCUUUAAUUUGAAAUAAGUAGACGUAUAUGUUGCCAAGUUUUAAGUCAUGAUAUUAACUUGCAUAUUGCUGUUCCUUUGACAAGAUUUUUCCAUCUAAUUAAGUCAAAUAACUGAGAUUGAACACAAAUGUAGAAAUCAAACAGUGGGAAAUCAAAAAGCUUUGUACCUAUAUUUAGUAGAUUAGUUCUGUUGUUUCUUUUAGUAAUUGUUAUGAAUAUAUUCCUGAGUGUUUUGGGUGAUACCCUUUCAACCCACACAGGUGAACUAAAAAUAUUUCAUAUAACCCUGCAGUGAUAUUUUUUUAACCGUGCAUAGAAAAUAUUGUAUGCUCUGGCACAAUGAGGUUGAAUGGUGAACCCAAAAGUCUUAUAUUUGUGGGUUCAAGCCCCUAUGAUGUGCCUGAGCCCACCCCACUGUGAUGGGUGACUGAUGUAAGUCAGGGAAAGUAAAUGGGACAUGACACCAUGAUGACCUCAAAAUCCCUUAUUAUUCUGAGGUCAAAAACGCAUAACUCAACCACACCUCCCAUAUGAACAGUCUGGUCUAUAGUGGAAAUUAACUUUUUUUUAACAGUGUGAUAAAUAAUAAAUUACAGCUGUUUUUAAACUAAUUAAAACUUGUUAAUUUAAGUGAUCUUUAUGAGGUCGAAUGCAGUAUUUGUAACCUUUAGAAAAUGUGAUAUUUGUAUCAUACAAAGUUUCCAUUUACCUUGUAGAGCUGCUUAAAAACCAUAUUAUUUAAACUUUUUUUUAUAGAAAAAAAAUGAUAACUUUGUCAUAAAUGAUUACUUUUUUAUGCUUUUUCAUUUGUUAUAAAUAGUGCACUUUUUAAAGGAAAAAUUGUCUCCUUUUCUGUUAGCACCAACAGUCAUAUUACUAUUAGAAAACUGAUGCAUUAACAGUUUCCAUUAAUUCAUUUUUGUAGGAUUUUAUUUUUACUUGGUUAUACAUAACUAUAUCUGUUUGCUGAUGAUGAUAUUACUUUCAUAAAAUUUAAAUUUUACUUCCUCUACAAUUUUUUUUCCUUCAUAGGUUUUUUUCGUAAAUUAUUUUUUUUUAGAACUGAAUUUUAAAGACUGAUUUCGUGUUAACAGGAAGUUAUUAGUUGUUGCUUUUUUUUUAAAUUUGGAAGUUGAUAGUGACAAUCUGCCUUAAAGAUGUUUAGGACAAAUGUGUUUCAUCAUGAUAAAUAAGGAUACAUGUACAUUCACCCAGCAUAAAAAGUGUGACAAAAAUGUUUCUGUUUGCAUUAAGUCCAUACAUGCAAGAGGUCAGUUUACAGCGUGCUUUAGUACAUUUUAGAUAGCAAAUACUUUGUUGCAUUAUUUACAUUUUGAUGUGUCCCGUUUGUUUUUGGUUCAGC
Physella acuta is the source of this 3814-nucleotide messenger RNA. Its product is annotated as protein fem-1 homolog C. The record is from RefSeq and is a predicted model, not a curated record. Gene Ontology annotation, molecular function: protein binding. NCBI's taxonomy places the organism in Eukaryota, Metazoa, Mollusca, Gastropoda, Physidae.